GCACCGGGGGCCCGCCGGCUUCCGCCCUCCUGGGGCUUCGAGACGGCACCGGCGGAGCCGCCGCGCGGAGCUCCAGCCAUGGGCUCGGGGCGCGUGCCCGGGCUGUGCCUGCUCGUCCUACUGGUCCACGCCCGCGCCGCCCAGCACGGCAAAGCUGCGCAAGAUGUGGAUGAGUGUGUGGAGGGGACUGACAACUGCCACAUCGAUGCUAUCUGCCAGAACACCCCUCGGUCAUACAAGUGCAUCUGCAAGUCUGGCUACACGGGGGACGGCAAGCACUGCAAAGACGUGGAUGAGUGUGAGCGAGAGGACAACGCAGGCUGUGUGCACGACUGCGUCAACAUCCCCGGUAACUACCGAUGCACCUGCUACGAUGGAUUCCACCUGGCGCAUGAUGGACACAACUGUCUGGAUGUGGAUGAAUGCGCCGAGGGCAAUGGCGGCUGUCAGCAGAGCUGUGUCAACAUGAUGGGCAGCUAUGAGUGCCACUGCCGAGAAGGCUUCUUCCUCAGCGACAACCAGCACACCUGCAUCCAGAGGCCAGAAGAAGGAAUGAACUGCAUGAACAAGAACCAUGGCUGUGCCCACAUUUGCCGGGAGACCCCCAAAGGGGGUAUUGCCUGUGAAUGCCGCCCUGGCUUUGAGCUCACCAAGAACCAACGGGACUGUAAAUUGACGUGCAACUACGGUAACGGUGGUUGCCAGCACACAUGCGACGACACAGAGCAGGGUCCCCGCUGCGGCUGCCAUGUCAAGUUUGUGCUCCACACCGACGGGAAGACAUGCAUCGGGGAAAGGCGGCUAGAGCAGCACAUCCCCACUCAGGCCGUUUCUAAUGAGACCUGUGCUGUCAACAACGGGGGCUGCGACAGUAAGUGCCACGAUGCGGCGACCGGCGUCCACUGCAGCUGCCCUGUGGGCUUCAUGCUGCAGCCAGACAGGAAGACCUGCAAAGACAUAGACGAGUGCCGCCUCAACAAUGGGGGCUGUGAUCACAUUUGCCGCAACACAGUGGGCAGCUUUGAAUGCAGCUGCAAGAAAGGCUAUAAGCUUCUCAUCAAUGAGAGGAACUGCCAGGAUAUAGACGAGUGCUCCUUCGACCGAACCUGUGACCACAUGUGUGUCAACACACCAGGAAGCUUCCAGUGCCUCUGCCAUCGUGGCUACCUGCUGUAUGGUGUCACCCACUGUGGAGAUGUGGAUGAGUGCAGCAUCAACCGCGGAGGCUGCCGCUUUGGCUGUAUCAACACUCCUGGCAGCUACCAGUGUACCUGCCCGGCAGGGCAGGGCCGGCUGCACUGGAACGGCAAGGACUGCACAGAGCCAGCGAAGUGUCAAGGCAGCCCUGGCGCCUCAAAAGCCAUGCUCAGCUGCAACCGGUCUGGCAAGAAGGACACCUGUGCCCUGACCUGCCCCUCCCGGGCCCGGUUUUUGCCAGAGUCCGAGAAUGGCUUCACGGUGAGCUGUGGCACCCCCAGCCCGAGGGCUGCUGCCGCCCGAGCCAGCCACCCUGGGAACAGCACCAGCUCCAGCCACUGCCAUGAGGCUGCAGUGCUGUUGGUUAAACAGCGGGCCUCCUUCAAGGUCAAGGAUGCCAAGUGUCGUCUGCACCUGAGGAACAAAGGCAAACUGGAAGAGGCCAGCAGAUCCCCAGGGCCAGGUGCUGCCCCCUGCUCUGACUGCCAGGUCACCUUCAUCCACCUCAAGUGUGACUCCUCUCGGAAGGGCAAGGGCCGGCGGGCCCGGACCCCUCCAGGCAAGGAGGUCACCCGGCUUUCCCUGGAACUGGAAGCAGAGGUCAGAGCUGAAGAAACCACAGCGGGUUGCGGGCUGCCCUGCCUGCGACAGCGGAUGGAACGGCGACUCAAAGGGUCCCUGAAGAUGCUCAGAAAGUCCAUCAACCAGGACCGCUUCCUGCUGCGCCUGGCUGGCCUUGACUAUGAGCUGGCCCACAAGCCGGGCCUGGGAGCUGGGGAGCGAGCGGAACUGGUGGAGGUCUGCAGGCCCGGGCAGCACCGUGCUGGGGCCAAGUGUGUCAGCUGCCCGCAGGGAACGUAUUACCACGGCCAGACGGAGCAGUGUGUGCCAUGCCCAGCGGGCACCUUCCAGGAGAGAGAAGGGCAGCUCUCCUGCGACCUUUGCCCUGGGAGUGAUGCCCAAGGGCCUCUUGGAGCCACCAACAUCACCACGUGUGCAGGUCAGUGCCCACCUGGUCAGCACUCUGUGGAUGGGUUUAAGCCCUGCCAGCCGUGCCCACGUGGCACCUACCAACCCGAAGCAGGACGGACCCUGUGCUUCCCGUGUGGUGGGGGCCUCACUACCAAGCACGAAGGGGCCAUCUCCUUCCAAGACUGUGACACCAAAGUCCAGUGCUCCCCAGGGCACUACUACAACACCAGCAUCCAUCGCUGUAUCCGCUGUGCCAUGGGCUCCUACCAGCCUGACUUCCGUCAGAACUUCUGCACCCGCUGUCCAGGAAACACAAGCACUGACUUUGAUGGCUCCACCAGUGUGGCCCAGUGCAAGAACCGUCAGUGUGGUGGGGAGCUAGGUGAGUUCACUGGCUAUAUUGAGUCCCCCAACUACCCGGGCAACUACCCAGCCGGAGUGGAGUGCAUCUGGAACAUCAACCCCCCACCCAAGCGCAAGAUCCUUAUCGUGGUGCCCGAGAUCUUCCUGCCGUCUGAGGAUGAGUGUGGGGACGUCCUCGUCAUGAGAAAGAACUCCUCCCCAUCCUCCAUUACCACUUACGAGACCUGCCAGACCUAUGAGCGCCCGAUCGCUUUCACGGCCCGAUCCAGGAAGCUCUGGAUUAACUUCAAGACGAGCGAGGCCAACAGCGCCCGAGGCUUCCAGAUUCCCUACGUGACCUAUGAUGAGGACUAUGAGCAACUGGUAGAAGACAUUGUGCGGGACGGCCGCCUCUAUGCCUCCGAAAACCACCAGGAGAUCUUAAAGGACAAGAAGCUCAUCAAGGCCUUCUUUGAGGUGCUGGCCCACCCCCAGAACUAUUUCAAGUAUACAGAGAAACACAAGGAAAUGCUACCAAAGUCCUUCAUCAAGCUGCUGCGCUCCAAAGUGUCCAGCUUCCUGAGGCCCUACAAAUAGUGCCCACGUGCUCGGAGACCCAGCUUCCAGAGCCCUCAGACGCCUCAGUCCUCAGAGCGGGCAGCCGCUACCCUCAGACAAGGAAUGAGUCCUCUUUUUCUUUCCGGAGGAAAAAUAUCACUACACAGACCAGGCACUCUCUUUUUCUGUCUUUCUAGUUUCCUUGUCUGUGUGUGUGUGUGUGUGUGUGUGUGUGUGUGUGUGUGUCUCUGUGUGUGUGUGUGUGUCUCUCUCUCUCUCUCUCUUUCUGUCUCUCUCUACCUCUUUCCUAUGUGCUUCCUAGAAAAGCCAUUCUGUGCUGGCUCUACUCCCCUGAGGGGCGAAGGGACAGUACUGCCCUCUCCCCUGCCCAUCUCACCAGCUCACACUGCUGCCCUGUCAGUUUGAAAGGGUACUUGAGGCCCACAUAGGAAGUGGGUCCACCAGGGAAUGGGGAAGGGGAGGAGGGGCUUCUGCCAUUAUAGGGUUGUGCCUUGCUAGUGAGGAGCCAAAAGGUCCCCUGGCUGUGCUCCCCAGGGAGACUCUUAACAGUGCGGGGUUCUGCCAAAGAAGCUUUUGACUUACAGGCUUAAUGCCAGCACUGGUCUGCUGAGGCACAUGGUUUGAGCCUGGGCAGCCCACCCUGCUGGCUUUCUUGUCUAUAUAGCUCCUCUCUUUCUUCCCCUACACGUCUGCCUAGGGUAGACUCCAUGAGGGUUUACAGAUGGCCCACGCCACUGGGCUAGCGGACACCGCUGAAUGAGGAGCAAGCAUCACAGGCUUCGCUGUGGCUCCCUGAAAGACUACAGCUCUGCAGGACAGAAAACAGGUUUUAAAGCAUUGCUAAAAAAGCAAAGGUAUCGUCUAAAGGACUAAAUUACAGAACAAUUGGUAGCCAGCCUCAAACACUAAUCCCUUUUCUUGUCUCCCCUGGCCCAGCCAUGCCCUCACCCCACUCCAGAGCUCCCUGGGGGAGCCCUACUCCUCUUGCUAAGAAACCUGGCUAUUGACCAUAGCCAGCCUGGGCCUCGGCCCACAGUCAUCCUUCCCUUGUCACCCUAGGUGGCUUGUGGGUGCCACCAAAGAGGACCCUGCUCUGCAGCCAGCCUGGAGCCACCUACCUCUGGCCUCAGGCUGUGGGCAGCAAGAGGAAUGUGUGCACUUGGCGAGCCUCCUGCCCACCCUGUCCACAUCUAAUAAGUGCAAUCAUUUUGAGUCUUUCUAUGUUGUCUAGAGGGAGGGGUUUUUGUUUUUGUUUCCUUUUUCUCUAUUAGAACAACCCUAUUUAUAGCUGCCCAAGAGAGAAGAGUGUAUGUAUAGAGGGAAAGAAUAUCAGUUCUGAAUCUCAUGAACCCUGAGUGCUGGAGCAUCUGAUCUGUCUCUUUCAUCUGUGGCCACUCAGACCUGUAGGGCCCUUGGCUGGGCCAACCCAGGGCUAUGGCUCAGAGGCACCUGACGUGUAGGACAGUGAUUUGGGGGACUGUGUGGAACAGAAAGGAGAGGGACGUGUUUGCUAAACAAUCCUGCUGUUGCUAUGCCUCUCUGUGGAUUCAGUAUGAACCUCAUGACUACAGAGGCUCAUGAACCUGAUCAGUGAGUCUCCUCUCCAGGAAGGGAAAACCUCCAUCUUUUUUCCCUGUCUUCAUCAUGUUUUCCCCGUGUGCACAUGGAAGAGGUCUGGGGCAGACCCUUGGUGAUAGGCUGAUUCAAGCUCCUGAGGCCACGGCAAGGCUGCAGGAGCCAAGAGUGGGAUAGCUGCCCAGGCACGAAGCUGGUGAAGCGACCAAAUGUUUGCCUGACCUUGGCCAUUUCCCUCUUACAGUUAGCUUCACACCUGCCUCAACUACUGUUUUUCAGAAGGAAGAAGAAUCAAGUUGAAGCCUAAAUCCUACAUAUACUCCACCCUAAUCUAGUUGCUGCCUAUAAAAUUCUUGUCCAUUUGCUCCUUCUACUUCCGUGGAGCUGUAGUCCUAUUUAAAGGCUACCAGCUGACUCCUCGGGUCCAGUUCUAGGGGACUCUCCCAGACUACUGUUCCCCCAGGAGAUUCAACACUAAAUAAAGGAACUUGGGAUCACCUCUGGCCUCAGGCCACCACAGCAGCCUUGGUCAGUAACAUUCACCAGCCAAAACAAGCCUUAGCAGUGGGAAGAAGAUGGCACAGCUAGAUCCCCUGACAUCUGAGGAUGGAGGGUCUGCUACCUUUGUCUCUCUUGGUCAAAGAGGGCCUCCAUAAAGAUGUUAAAUGGCUGCAUCCAAGCAAAGAAACGGUCCCUUCGUAGGAACCUUUGCACUUGCCAGAAGUGCCGUGAAAACUGCUUGCAUCAACUUUGACCAUCGUAAUUCCUUACCAGAAGUUAGGAUAACUUUCUGAUUUUUCUCUUCCAUUUUGCAUCUUUCCUGGGAGCCCAAAUGGGGGUGCCUCUCAAGUCAUGCCUUUCAGGGUCUGGCUUCUUGCUGCCUUCCUUUCCUGGUACACUAAACAUAGAUACACUUCCUCCAGUUGCUUAUUUCAUGGCUUGUGGGGCCUGCAAAUGAAUUUCACAGUAUGGAACCUGUAGACUGCUAGGUUUUUUAAACUAACAUCAAGUCAGGUCUUGGUGAGCAGGUGAAGAUCUGCUACUGUCCACCACAUUUAAAGUCAUCCAAGUUAGGGAUUAAGAAUCUAGGCAGAGCUGCUGACUCUAAAGAGGAAACACCUGGGGCAUCACACUAGUGGUUACAUGGACAGAACAGAGUCAAUACUCAGGGACUCUCCAGGGAUGUACAGGUCAGACAAGAGUUUUUAACCAGUGGAGGGAAAUGGGAAGAUAUAUAUAGGAAUCCUUCAUGAACUGACCCAGAAGCCUCCCUGCAGAAUUGGGUGUUUGUGGAGCCACAGAACUGCGAGCCCUCAUCAUUUUAGUACCAAACCUGCCCUGAUCUGAGUCUGGGAAUGGGAAACCAUUUCCUCAAGUGCUCCAAACACCAAGGGAUGCAUAUCAGAAAGGCACUUACGUCCUGAUCAGCACUGCAACUCUUUACUUCUCUUUCUGUAUCAUCAGACCAGGCCCAUCCCUAAAUCUGAGGGAAUUCUCAGAGUCAGGAGAAAACUGACCACAGCCUGGACUUGAGCAGCCCACCCUAGGUCUAGAAAUCCCCCAAAAGCUCAUCACUGAGCUCUGUCUGCUCUGACUUGGCCAGUAUGAUGCUGUGGAGACUAGGAUCUGUGCCUAAAGGUCAAUAUCUAGUCCUGGUCUUUGGCCCCAGUGAAACUUUUUAUGUCCCAGAAGUGUUCUCGUCGUUUCACGACGCAUGUUUGAGGUGACUCUGGAAUGGAUUAGGAAAUCACAUCUCAAUGUCACAGCAUGUUACAGAGCCUUCAGAUGUUUGUUUUUGCUGCUUUACCUCAAUAUGACAGCCUCAAACUAGGGAGAUAGAAACAAUGUAUAACUGGCUAUCUGCAGAAAAUACUUUCCUGUUUCUUUCUUAAGCACAGCAGGAGAAAAGUGGAAACAAAGGCCGAGGGUUUCUUUCAAUUUGGCCUGUUUCAAAGGUAGCACACCUUGUCCCUGGGCCAUUAUUUGGACUAGGAAUUCCUCAAGAAAAUACGGUGAUUAGAGUGAAAUAGACCCCCCAGUACUCUUACCAGCUUAUCUAGGUAACACAGACUGUAGCAGUUUAGACAAAUUAAAAACUUUGUUCUUCUGUGUGAGUUGAACUGAAGUUUCAGAGCAUAAUAUCACCAUGUGGGAGGCUGUUUUUUUUU
This is a messenger RNA of Chinchilla lanigera (long-tailed chinchilla), 6833 nucleotides long. It is a transcript of the gene Scube3, whose product is annotated as signal peptide, CUB domain, EGF-like 3. Gene Ontology annotation, molecular function: calcium ion binding. The record is from RefSeq and is a predicted model, not a curated record. Gene Ontology annotation, cellular component: cell surface. Gene Ontology annotation, biological process: signal transduction. Lineage: Eukaryota; Metazoa; Chordata; Mammalia; Rodentia; Chinchillidae.